AUGAAAAUCAGUCCGAGUAUUCAUUCACAUUCAUUUAUCGAUGCACAACGGCAAAAUCGUCGUCGUCGUUAUUCGCUGAGUUCACCGCAACUAUUCGAAUCGCGAGCAGACACUUCUCUUCAUCAUUCUGAUACUCUCUCAACGAAAAUCCAUUCGAUAUCCUCAAAUUCGAAUCUAUUGUUUCCAUCGAAUGAGACUGACGCAGAAAAGUAUGACAUUUUGUCAAAGCUGAACACUGGAGCAUAUGGUUCGAGUUAUUUAAUUCGAGAUUCGAACGAUGGACAGAUAUAUCUGCUCAAACGGAUUGAUGAUUCCCUACCCGAUCGAUUUCGACAACGUCUAUGGGAAGAAAGACGAUUGUUAGGUUGUCUAAAAUCGAAUUAUAUUCUUCCGCUAAUUUCGGCUUAUACGGAUACGCAACAUCAUUGUUUUUCGAUGAAAUUCGAAUAUAUUAAUGGAAUAACAUUAUUACAACUGUUAAGACGCUUUCGUUGGUUUGAAGAGUCAGUUGUAGCCUUUUACAGUGCACAAAUUGUACUCGCAUUCGAAUAUUUCCACGAGCUAAAUCUUAUUUAUCGAAAUCUCAAAUUAGAAACUAUUCUUCUGACAGACCAUGGUUAUAUCAAGCUAAGUGAUUUUGCAUUCACAAGAUUGUUACCAUCCCAUACAAGUUCAACUCAUUCCAUCGUCGGUGUGCCUGAUCUAAUGCCACCGGAAAUGCUUUUAGGUCAAUCGUACUCGUUCUCUGUGGACUGGUGGCAAUUAGGCAUUGCUAUGUUUGAAAUGUUAACAUCAUAUUCACCAUUUUAUGCUUCGUCGAUGAUGCAAACACACGAAAAUGUUCUUUGCAAUCAUCGCGCUAAAUUUCCAUUACGACUCAGUAGUUCAGUCAAAUCUACUUGUCGGUUGUUGCUCCAACCUAAUGUAAAGAAACGACUGGGUUGUUCGAUCAUAGGUGAUCGCGAUCCAAAACACCGCGCCGAAGAAAUUAUCCGCAUCUGUGAUGUAACUGGAAACAAAAAAUUAACUAAAGAAGAAUUCAUCGCCGGUUGCAAAAACGAUCCAGUCAUUCGUCGUUUACUCGUUCCAAACGCUUAA
This is a messenger RNA of Adineta ricciae, 1098 nucleotides long. NCBI's taxonomy places the organism in Eukaryota, Metazoa, Rotifera, Eurotatoria, Adinetida, Adinetidae. The record is from the annotation of a GenBank genome assembly.